GCCGCCUGCGUUCGACACUUGGAUCCUCGUUCAAAUGACGCUGAACGAGCCAGUCGGUCGGCCGGCGUGCGUGCGUGCGUGCGUGCUUGCUAUGUGGCCUAGAGGGCCUACCUGAUCGCUCACACCGCCCCCUAACAAACACCUGAUGUCGGCCGGAAUCGUGAAUGUGGCGCUUGACUCUUCCCGAUGAUCUUCCACCACUAAGCUCCGCCCAUCAUACCCGACCACACCGCCACCGUGAAGCCUCUUUGCCCCUCAACCAACAUGGAGGCACACAGCACUUCCAAUGGCCCAGCCUACGAUGCCGUGCAAAGCACUUCCACUGCCGCACCACAGACGGUCGAUGCAGCCACCAAGGAGGCGCUCAAGUCGCAGCAUCCCGACAAGUCCAGUUUGAGACCCAAGAGCUUGCUUACAAGGCUGGUGACGUACGCCAUGCAAUUACCGAACCUCACCCCACUCUGGGCACUUCACAUCACCAGCCCUAUGGGUCCCAUGCCUCACAUCCUUGAUCUCCCCUCGAGAGACGCAGGUCGCACGAUUCCCAUCUACGUCUUCAUACCUCCCGCUGCGCACCGACGCAAGGCGAACAGUGAGGAGGAGGCAUUCACGGGCACCACUCGUCCUUGCCUCGUAGACUUUCAUGGCGGCAGCUUCGUCAUGGGCGGGCCGCUCGAGCAAGCCCCUUGGUGCGCAUCUCUCGCUCGAUCUGGUGUCAUCGCCAUAUCCGUCCACUACCGCAUGGGUCCCGUUUGGGACUUUCCCGCCGCUUUAUUGGACGCCGAGGAUGUGGUCAAGGCCGUGUUGGAUGCCAAAGAUGAUGCUGAAGGAGGCAAGACGGAGGCGGGUCGAUACCUCAGACGUGAAAUUGCGCGACGCUCGGAUGACCGCAUCACAGGCAUCGAGGAGCAGCACGUGGGUCUGAGCGGAUUCAGCAGUGGCGGAAACAUCGCUCUCAACAUGCUGCUGUCCAUUCCUGCACAUCUGAAUGGUCAAAAUGGCAUGCCAUCGGUCUCGCACACUGGCGAUUGGCCCUCACCAUUCAUCAACGCAUCUGAAACCCUUCGACAAAUUCCAGCCUUGCUCUUCUUUCCAUCUUUGGACGCUAGACAGUCUCCCUUUGAGAGGAGCAGGCCACAGGGCUUGCCACCACCAGGUCAAGUAGGACUGUUUCUGGAGAAAGCUACAGAUCAGGCGUACUUGCCGAUGGAGCUGCGGGCCCAUCUACGCGCCAGUCCUGGUCUGGCCCCUCUGGGAAUGCCAGGAGGGCCGCGAGAAGAGAUAGAGGUCCGCAAGCAGGCUGCCAGAGAAGCGGGACUCAUGCCUGAAGUCACCACUCCUGUCGACGAGACUUUGCCUACACGAAAAGAAUUGGAUAAUCUGUCAGAGCAGUCCGAAAUUUGGGUCAAAGCAUUGCAGGCUGCAGACAAGGCGGAGAUCUCGUCCGACACGGAUGGCAGCCUCAUCUCGCAACCUCUGCAGGCUUCAUCUGCCAAGGUCCGAGUGCACCGCAUCAAGGGCAUGACGCACGGAUUCGUCACCUUCCCAGACGCUUUCUUGGAUCAAAAGACCAGGGAGCGCAAAGCCAAGGUCAACGAGCAAGCGCGGCAGUUUGUAGUCGACAUGUGGCGUCAAUAGAUGCAUUUGGCACUGUGUUGCUCGAAUGCAGCACAAGAAUCCAUGCAGCAUCAGGUGCGUGGCGAGAGGAGUUUUGAAUCGGCGCCCGUAUGUGUGGCAGGCAAAUU
Molecule: messenger RNA, 1745 nt
Organism: Ceraceosorus guamensis
Lineage: Eukaryota; Fungi; Basidiomycota; Exobasidiomycetes; Ceraceosorales; Ceraceosoraceae
Product: alpha/beta-hydrolase
Exons: 2
Coding region: 265-1638 (457 amino acids)
Molecular function (GO): hydrolase activity
Source: RefSeq, a predicted model, not a curated record